CAAGGAGGGUAACGGGCGCGGAGAUCCGCUUCCGUUGUAAGGCUGACCUCAUGCUUGCUCCCUCGGGAGGAUCGAAGUUGCUGCUAGGGAAUAAUAGCAGGCGGUGCAGCGGCGGCGGCCCCAGAUCGCGAUGCUGCGCGAGGGCGAGAGAAGCCUGCUGGUGGCGGAGGUGCGAAUGGUGCUGAGCAGAGGAGAAGGCAGCAGCAGCGGUGUGGGAGCCAUCUUCUGUUUGUGCUCCCGGGCGUUCGUCGAAGAUCGAAAAUUAUACAAACUAGGCUUAAAAGGCUUUUAUGUUAAAGAGGCUGAUGAUAGCAUAGGAGAAGAGGAAGUUACUGAAGAUAACGAAAAAGAGGAGAAACCAAUCUUUGAGACUAUUGAAAAAUGUAACAGUCUUGCUCUGGAAGUGGAUGAUGUCGAACCAGAUUCAGAAACUGAACUCAUGAAGAGUAUGGGGUUACCUUUACAGUUUGGCAGUUUGGCAGCCAAUAAAACAAAAGCGGCCCCUGAGAAGACUGGCAAGAUAGUUAACAGAAUGACAAAGAAAAACAAAAGGAAGAAAAAAUUGCUACAACAAGAUAUCCAUGAAACAAUGUGGCAGUCCUUGGAAGAGGAUGAUGAUGACCAUUCUAUUUCUGAUGAUGAAAUCUUAGUGGAAAAGGAAAAUGAUUAUGCUGAAUGCUGUAAAAAUGGAAGGAUGCCACUGAAUGAGCUUCAUAUAAAUGAAGAAUGGGAGAAAUACUGGCAUCAGUUUGGAGAAGAGCUUCUAUGGAAAAGCUGGGAUAAGAAACAGGAGGAGGCUAAUCUUGAACCUUGGAAUAAUCCUGAAAUGAAGGACAAGUGGGAGCAACACUAUAAUGAGCUCUACUGGUAUUACUGGGAACAGUUUCGCUACUGGGCAAGUCAAGGUUGGACUGUUGAUGUUACACAUGGUAGUGACCUAGAAAUGAAUACCGGAAAGCUGAAUUGUAAGCAGUCAGAAAAAUCAUUAAACUCAGACAGCCAUGGAGACCAUGGAGAAGUGCAGGACUCAGUUUUUCAUAUUUCUCCUUCCUUAGACAUUUGCAAAGAAAAUCCUAUUGUAUAUAAUGAUUCCAGUAAUGAUUAUAUUUUUUCUAAAAUCAGUGAAAUAAAUCUAAAUUCCAAAGAAGCAGAAGACAGCAAAUUGCAAAGUGCAGUUGAUACUAAAAAACAACCAACUUCAGCAAGCAUUGCAAGGCAUAGUCCUCACAAUUGUGGCCAAACUGAGAAAUCAGAUAAAGGAACAAGAGAAGGAGGUGUGUCUUCUAAAAAUGGAUGUUCAAAUCAGCCAGCUUCACAGCAGGAACUUUUGGAUACCACAGCAGAGAGAGGAUCUGAGAGUAAUGAUGGUGAUGAGGAGCCCCCUGAGCAAAAACCGGUCAAACUAAAGAGGAGCCAUGAACUAGAUGUUGAAGAAAAUCCUCAGGGUGAUUCAGAUGGAAUUUUCUACCAAUUGGGGUUCAAGCAUGGCACAGGACAAAAAUACAGAGACAUUCCUAGAUUCAGUGAAAAGAAAGUGAUUCGUCUUAAUAAAAAUAUUAAAUUUAAAUCAGAGUUCUUGGACAUGCGCAGAACAAUCAAGACUAAAAACAAGCAUACAUAUUUUACAGAUGAACCUGAAACAUUUAUGUUGAAGAAAAGUAAGACCUUAAAUAAGGUACAGAAAUUCUUGCAAAAAGCAAAUGAAGAUGUGAAAAUUGGAUCUGAAGGUAGACUCUAUCAUACUUCUACCAGCAGUGAUUCAGAUGAAGAGGAAAAUGCCUCUCACUCAAAGAAGAAUUUGAGUCUCCAAAAUUGUGAUUUGCUAUAUCCUAGUUCAGAUAUCCAGGAACUUGAUAGUAUUGAAGAAAAAGGCAAAGAAAAGCUGAUAGGAGAAGAAGUUCCAUUAGGAAGAGAACUCAUUCCCCUGGAUAUUCCAGACUAUCUACAAAUGGAAACAGAAGGUGAAGCAAAUACUAUGAAAAAGAAGAAAAAUAAAAAGAUGCAGAAAUGGAAAAACAGAAAUGUGAAGUGCCUUCCUCACAAAAUAGCCGAUGAUCCUGAGCUGACUAAAUACUGGGCACAACGAUAUAGACUGUUUUCUCGUUUUGAUGAAGGGAUUCAGUUAGAUAGAGAGGGAUGGUUUUCUGUAACACCUGAGAAGAUUGCUCAACACAUUGCAGACCGUGUAAAGCUAUCCUUUGACUCUGACAUAAUAGUAGAUGCCUUUUGUGGUGUUGGGGGAAAUGCUAUUCAGUUUGCCUUGGCAGCAAAAAGAGUAAUUGCAGUUGACAUUGACCCUGUGAAGAUCCAACUUGCUCACAAUAAUGCCAUGGUUUAUGGAGUGGCAGACCAGAUAGAAUUCAUAUGUGGUGAUUUCAUGAAGCUGGCAUCCAGUCUGAAAGCAGAUGUUGUGUUUUUGAGUCCUCCCUGGGGUGGGCCUGAAUAUGCUGCUGCAGAAAUCUUUGAUAUUCAAACAAUGAUUUCUCCUGAUGGAUUUGAAAUUUUUAACCUGUCCCAGAAGAUUACCAACAACAUUGUUUAUUUUCUUCCACGUAAUGCUGACAUAGAUCAGGUAGCUUCGUUAGCUGGACCAGGGGGGAAAGUUGAAAUAGAACAAAAUUUUCUGAAUAACAGAUUGAAGACCAUAACUGCUUAUUUUGGAGAUUUAAUCAGACAAGAUGUAUCCUGACUUAUUUAUUAGUAAGCUGUUUAUUGGAAUAAAAGAGAUAAUC
This is a messenger RNA of Pseudonaja textilis, 2732 nucleotides long. RefSeq names its product trimethylguanosine synthase 1 (gene TGS1). Gene Ontology annotation, biological process: 7-methylguanosine cap hypermethylation. The record is from RefSeq and is a predicted model, not a curated record. Gene Ontology annotation, cellular component: nucleus. NCBI's taxonomy places the organism in Eukaryota, Metazoa, Chordata, Lepidosauria, Squamata, Elapidae. Gene Ontology annotation, molecular function: RNA cap trimethylguanosine synthase activity.